GCACAUUUGCACAGUCUUGAAUCAUUUAUAAUUAAUAUUCACUUUAUAACCAAUUAGGUCUCCACCUCGCGUAAAAGUAAAUAGCGUCCGCCAUGUUGUGUUAUAUUUGACAGCUACGUUACGUACCUGAAGUGUCAAAAAUCUGUCUGACACUGUUUUUUCAUUUAAUUUUCGAUUAUCUAUGACGAUUCGCCAACGUUGUCCAGUUGUUUACCAAAGGGAUCAGAUAUUUUUGGAAUAAUCCACAUACUGGUGAAUUAUAUGGAGAUAAAGGUUGUUGAAUUAUGUCACUUUCAAGUAAGGAGUUUGUUUUUUAAUCUCCUCGUUAUAAGCUAAAGGAAAUUUGUACUGUCUAGUAUGUAUUUACAGGUAAACCUAGUUGUUAUAUUAUGUUGGCCAGCAUUUGAGAAACCUAAUCUGUCUUUUGAAAGAUGAAAUCGAUAGGGAAAUUCAUUAAUAAUUUCCAGAAGACUGAUUUUUUCAUUAUCAUUAAGGUGUUUUAGAUCUAACUCUUUCAAUAUUUCAGUGAAUCUUUGAGCACAAUCUUGCUCUUUAUCCUUUUUGAAUUGAUCGAGAAUCAGAUGGAUGGGAAUGAAAUUCUUCGAGUUUAAUUGAAGGAAUACAACAUGAUUAAUAGUACUAUUAAUAACAAAUAAUUUUACUUAAAUAUUUUGUUUAGUACAGAAAAGUGCUAAUAAAAUUCCAGGACCAACAUUUAUUCGCUAAACAUAUCCUGCUUCUGUGGAACUAUCAGUGGGAACUAUAAUUAAAGUUUUAGUUCAAGGAGGCAAAUCAUGUAAUGGAUAUAUACAAGCAAAAGGAAAAUUAUUUUUCUCAAUAUUAAAACUAAUGGGAACAUUAACAUAAACUAAGAUUUAAUUGAUAAUGAGUGUCAACAAUAUGGAAACUGAUGUGAGAUAAAGAAAUUACAGGGGAUCGUUUUAUUUUAUUUAAAUCGAACUACAACAGAUUUGGAAGAUUUGGUGCAUACAAUAUUUCGGUCAGCAUUGCACCUGUUCACAGGAUUCAUUGUGGAUUGGAUGCGGAAUAAAUUGGUUAGGAUGCUUGCGAAAACUAAGGGGAGGUAGACAAAUCUUAGACAAAAAACUAAUCUUAGAGUGUACGGACGACGACACCGUGAUCUAGAGAUUUCGUGGUCUAAGGUAUAAGCAGAUGUCGUUUGCCUCAACCAAGCAGUACAUGUACCUACUCAGCACUCAGAGCAGUCGAGCGAUUCUAUAGAAGUUAUGUACGAACAGUUGCGCGAGAAAUCUCGUCCUACGUACAUGCGCGCGCCGUUCGUUCAAUUCCUCUGAAAUUUACGAACACUCUCAGCAUUCGAAGAUGCAGCGUUCCGCCCAACAAGCGAACGGCGAUGGCGUUCUCACCUCGCCGCGAAAAAAACAGCGUCUGUCGAAUGCCACGGCAAAAGUUACUGUCGUCCUCGGGGCGCAAUGGGGCGACGAGGGUAAAGGCAAGGUCGUUGAUAUGCUUGCAAUGGAUGCUGACGUCGUCUGCAGGUGUCAGGGAGGAAGCAAUGCUGGUCACACUGUCGUAGUAGAUGGUUCGGAAUUCCACUUCCACCUUUUGCCCAGUGGGAUAAUCAAUGCUGAGUGUACGUCACUCAUAGGAAAUGGAGUAGUUAUACAUCUCCCAGGGCUCUUCGAAGAAUUAGAAAGCAACGAAGAAAAAGGCUUAAAAAAUUGGCAAGAAAGAUUAGUGAUUUCCGAUCGUGCGCACAUAGUAUUUGAUUUUCACCAGCAAGUCGAUGGCCUCCAAGAAUUGGAAAAAGGUACGCAAUCACUUGGCACUACUAAGAAAGGAAUUGGACCCACGUACUCGAGCAAAGCGGCCAGAAAUGGACUUAGAAUUGGCGAUCUUCUUGGAAACUUUGAUAAGUUCUCGCAAAAAUUCGAAUCGCUGGUGUCGUCGUAUCAAAAAAUGUUCCCCGCGCUACAAGUUGAUGUGAAAGCAGAACUCCAACGGUACAAAGAAUAUGCCGAAAGAAUACGACCGUUGGUAAAAGAAACUGUACAGUAUUUACACCAAGCAUUACGUGAAGGAAAGAAGGUUAUAGUGGAAGGAGCAAAUGCUGCAAUGCUGGACAUAGAUUUUGGAACAUAUCCAUAUGUUACUAGCUCCAAUUGCAGUAUAGGUGGUGUUUGCACUGGUCUUGGACUUCCACCAUCUUACAUUGGAGAUGUUGUUGGGGUUGUUAAAGCAUAUACUACAAGAGUAGGUGAUGGACCAUUUCCCACUGAACUUCUGGAUGCAACAGGCGAUCUUUUGCAAAGGAGAGGUCACGAAUUUGGCGUGACCACAAACAGAAAGAGACGAUGUGGUUGGUUAGACCUAAUGCUCCUCAAAUUCACAGCAAUGGUGAAUGGAUAUACGUCAAUAUGUUUGACGAAAUUAGAUAUUCUAGAUACUCUUCCAAAAAUUCAAAUUGGUGUAGGAUAUCGGUUAAAUGGGAAAGAUAUCGACUAUUUUCCAAGUAGUACUUCUGAUUUAGCAAAGGUAGAAAUAAUUUAUGAAAGCAUCGAUGGCUGGCAGUCGACGACAGAAGGUGUACGUUCACUAGAAAAAUUGCCACUGAAUGCUAGAAAAUACAUACAAUUAAUAGAAGAACAUCUUGGUAUACCAGUUAAAUGGAUAGGCGUGGGAGCAAGUCGAGAUAGUGUUAUCACACUUUGACGUUACCCUUUUCGACUACAACAAUGGAAAUGUGUUUGUCCGUUUAUUCAGUUCGCUACAGGUUUGGCGAUAAAUUUGAUUUGUUAAACGAGUUAACGAAACAAGCGCACAGGGCUAUAUGACAAAGAGAAUCAUAGCAUUAAGCUUUCGAGUUAUAGUAGUAUUCAAUGAUUGAAAAAUAUGUCUCAGCCUCAUUUUUUGAGCUGCUCCUUAUUGGAUAAUUCAUGGAAAUCAUGUUAUCCUCUGUUUGAAUGUAAAAUAAGAUAUGUUAAUUAAAAUAUAUUUAUUUGAAACUUCUUUGACGAAUUACCUAAUCUUUAUUAUUGUCUUUAAGCCAAUAAAAAAUGUUCUCGCACAA
Megalopta genalis is the source of this 3052-nucleotide messenger RNA. Lineage: Eukaryota; Metazoa; Arthropoda; Insecta; Hymenoptera; Halictidae. The record is from RefSeq and is a predicted model, not a curated record.